Messenger RNA from Scophthalmus maximus (turbot), 3508 nucleotides. RefSeq names its product hairy-related 8.2 (gene her8.2). Gene Ontology annotation, molecular function: DNA-binding transcription factor activity, RNA polymerase II-specific; RNA polymerase II cis-regulatory region sequence-specific DNA binding; protein dimerization activity. Gene Ontology annotation, biological process: regulation of neurogenesis; regulation of transcription by RNA polymerase II; anterior/posterior pattern specification. Lineage: Eukaryota; Metazoa; Chordata; Actinopteri; Pleuronectiformes; Scophthalmidae. Bases 2560 to 3138 code for a protein of 192 amino acids. Gene Ontology annotation, cellular component: nucleus. The transcript has 4 exons. The record is from RefSeq and is a predicted model, not a curated record.
ACGUCACUGGACGUAGCCUGUGACGUCACAACUCUCGUCAUCAUGUAUAAUAUGAUGAAUGAGUGACAAGGUCACUCGUGACGUGCAGUGGGCGGGGUCACAAGUACAAACGUGAGGUGCAUGUGAUCGACUUUUUUUGAUGCUAUUUUAUAUUUCUACCCUCCACCAAUUAUUUGUCUGCCAUUGUAAAAAUUGAAAUCUAAAAAUAGAAUUGUCUCACAAAAUAUGGAAAUUGCCAAACUAUACUACCCCUAUCAUUAAAAACUAUAAAAUAUUCAAUAAUAUAUUAUUAAUAAUAGAACACUCACAGGGCCAAUUAUCUGCCUUGAUUAUUUUUACUUUUUAAUGUUCUGUUACAGCAAGAUUCAGAGCCUGCAAAAAAAUCAAGACAAAAACCAUCACCAGACAAGUUGACAUUGACAUUGACAUUUAGAGAUGGACAUACAGUAUGUCCGGCUGUGGCUCAGGAGAGAGAAUGUUGUCCACUCACCAGAGAGUUGAUGGUUCAAUCCCUGGCUCCUCCAGUCCAUGUGCCGUGGUGUCCUUAGGGAAGACACUUAUCCAUAUAUCCCAUAAAUACAAUCCAUGAGUCAAUUAUUAUUUACUACUAUAUUAUUUGAGGUAUUGGUAGAGUAAAAACGUCAGUCUCUUACUUCCCCAUCUGAUCACACAAAUUUAAAUUGUGUGUUAUGGUGAUCAACUCAAACUGACAAAACACACAUUUUCUCAACACAUCAUUCAUGAGAUUAUUGCGUAAAAAGGUCACAGAACAAAAAAAUCAGUGAUUAGAUGAAAUACUUUACUAAUUUCAAUAGGUAUAAAAUGAGCAUGACACAUGGCCUAAUGAUUUUAGUUAUCCGGUAUAGGUCAGUCGUUUAAUAAAUGUACCACUUCAUAUUCAUUCCCCAUUGAUGUUUCCAAAGCUGAGGCUUUGCUCAUUUCUCCCUGACCCUGUUCUCUCUAGACCUGCCGUUCUCCUACUGGCCACCAGAGGGCCCCACACUCUCUGUCCCCAUUCCCAUCAGCUCACUUGUUUUCCAGUCACCUGAGCUUCUCUGCCCAGUCACACACCUGAACCCAGUUCCUGCAUCACCCAUUUCACGACUUCUUUGUCAGUUCAUCUGUCCAUGUUUCUGAGAGUUUUCCUUUCAUUUUCUUCUCCUUCUUCUAUGUUGGGAUAACUGGUGGGUAGUUCCCUGCCCAUCUGAACUCCUGUUUAUAAACCAAUCCUCCUGUGGGUUACUUUUUGUUCAUUUUUUUCGAGUACAUACAGUUAACUUCAAAGCACAAUAAAGUCAAGACAACAAUUGGAAUAAAUGGAGACAACAAGUGUAUUUACCAUAAAAGUUAUUCCAUUGUUAUUCAAUUGUCAAUUUAAAUGUGUGACCUAUACCAAGGCAAGGGGCCACAAAAGGAACCUUGACAUUGGAGCUUGAUAAUGACAUUGCCUUCAGAACUCUGAUUUUCUGAGCUCUUCACAUAAUUUACAUAUUAUUUGUCUGAAGUCACAAUAAUGUCUUUGAUUUAUCUGGAUGUAAUAUUUUCGCAGUAUAUAUUUGAUUGGUAACUAAUCAUCCACUGGUCACCUGCCAAAGCGUCAGCGUCGUCCUCCUCCUCCUGUCCAGCCCCUCCGAAAGGUUAUGACUCUCUUCAUGCUGAUUUGGUUUGGAUGAAUAGCGGCCUUUGUUUGGCCGCGGUUCCCACGACCCGGCAUUCGCCUGGCAGUCGCGUGGCUCUACAACACCGCCCCCUCUCCACCCCCACCCAAACUUUAAGGGAACUAAAGGGGGGGUAAUCUGGUCAACCUGACAUCUGCUCACCAACAGUUAAACAGCAGAUUUGAAAACAGUGUGGCCAACGUGGCCUUUACGCAGGUGUUGUUCUUGGAAGACACGUCCUUCCAAAAAAAACCCAAAAAACUAAGUCUCCUGCUCCAGCAGCUGUUUGGUAAACGUUGUGCCAUAUGGCAAUAUUGAUACGAGGAAGAAAAAACAAUCCAUGUCAUAUUUAAAGAUGAUACAGGCAAAUGUGUUCUUUAUAUGGGCAGAUUUAUUCUCAGGCGAUUUGUCAGUCCAUUGUGUCUUCCACUGAGCUGUGAGGGGAGAGGUCUGUGGCCUUGUCGCAGGUAGUGUACUGUUGCUCGUGAAGAGAAUGAGCGAGGGGCUCCCCGGAGUAAAGCCCGGUAACUGCACACUCUUGUUCCUCCCUGGGAGAAGAGGAAACUGCAGUUUCUCCCCCCCCCUUGUUGUUGUGUGGAGGGUGCAGAGAGGAGGGGGUGGCGCACGGUUUCAGGCUGGACAUCUGUCGCUUUUGAGGGAUUUUUUUUUUUUCUAGGCCGGGUCUCUCGGUUAUUGAAUGGAGCCAGUGACCUGUCAGUCUUGACUGACGGGACCCCGUGUGUGGGAAAAUCCCGCAGCCAAAGAGUUUGGCGCAUUCACAUGCUAAUGGCGCCCUAUAAAUACGAGGGCCGUGCCGCGCCGAGGGCCCUAGAGACGCGCUGAGAUUCAGAGGAGAAGGGACAGGAGCGCACAGCCACGGGAGGGGAGAAAAAAAGCAAACAUGACUGCUUCAUUCGUGGCGCACAACGUGGGGAAACAUCCCAGUGCCAAGGAGGAGAGAAAGAUGAGGAAGCCGCUCAUCGAGAGGAAACGGCGGGAGCGGAUCAACAAUUGUCUGGACCAGCUGAAAGAGACUGUGAUCGGAGCGUUCAGACUUGAUCAAUCCAAGCUGGAGAAAGCCGACAUUCUGGAGAUGACAGUGAAACAUCUGCAGAACAUCCAGAGCAACACACUCAACGACUCCACAUCAGGCCUGGAAGCCCAGCAGAAAUACAGCACAGGCUACAUCCAGUGCAUGCACGAGGUCCACAACAUGCUCCUCACUUGUGAGUGGAUGGACAAAACUCUGGGCUCUCGCCUCCUCAACCACCUCCUCAAGUCCCUGCCCAGGUCCUCCGACGAGCGCCCCCCCAGCCAGCCCACUCCCAGGCAUACUGUCCCUCCUCCAGCCGGCCAGGGUAUCCCCGACACACCCCUCAGAGGGCAGUCUCUAUCUGGGAGGCAGGCAGCUGGACAUCAGGAGAGAGCUGCGCUGCACAGCUCCCACCUGGGCAUGCUGGAGAUGUGGAGGCCCUGGUGAAGUGGUGGAUUAAUGACCUUGGUUUCUCCAUUUUUAUUAGACCAUCCUCUUAUUAUGUAUCUUAUAGAUAUGCUGCUCAGAAGACAAACGUGUGGGGCAGUUUUGUUCCAGUGAUUAUUAUUGUAGGUGUGCUUUAAUGAUCCUUUCCUCAGUACUUCCCUUCAGAAGUCGACUCAUUGUAGCCUGCAUUAUAGAAGGCUCUUAUUAAUCUUUUGUGUAUUUAUUGUAUUAACAGCUUUAUUUAUUUGAUAUUAUACAUCAUGACUUUGCUUGUUAGACCACUCGCUUUGCCAUUGCAUAGAUUUUUGUGCCUUCCUCCACUGCUGUAUGAUUAACCUAAACAUAAUAAUAAAACCUAUUUUACAUUUUA